CUCAGACUCUGUCGCCCAAAUGGCUGGCAGCCCAGUGACACCCUGGGGCCUCCGGGCAGGGGUCCGUCCCCCCCGCGCCCUCGGGCUGCGGGCUCUGUCAGAGCACUUCCACACGGUGCGCGUCAGGGGACGCGUGACGAAUCGCUUCACCUUCUCCACUUGGCAGCAAGGUUUGAAAUGUGGCUGCCGCUCGGGACCCAACGGCGCCAGGGAGAGAUUGCCUAGGGCUACGGACCGCGGCGGGGAGGAAAGAAAGCCGCGAGAACGGCCGUGCCUCGGCCCACAGCGGCCGAGGGGACGGGGCACGAGCGGGUACGGCCGGUUGCCCGGGAGAAGGCGACGCCGCGCAGCAGCCUCCGCGCGAACAAAAUGGCGGCGGGCGGCAGCGGCGGGGGUCUGCCGGGGGAGACUGAAUGCAGAAUUAGAAGCAAAAAGAGAAAAACUGAUGCGUCAGACCGAAGAAGUAAUGAAGAGCCAACGGGAGACACUAUCUAGACCAAUUUCAGUACAAACUAAGUACUGUGAAGAUGACAAACAGAGAGAUCAGCGCUGUCUUGAAGUUUCCUCUCUCACACACACUCACACCAAGCUACCAAACAAGAAGAAAUGUGCUUCUGCGUCCAUGGCUCAGAACAGAACACACUCUGGAAGUAAAGGGAAAAGAAUAACUUCAAGUUCAGAAAUAAAUCUGGAAACACAAAAUGCUGAUGAUGUUGCAGUGUUGGAGGAUUGCACUGGUUUUUCUUUAGCAAAACCAGUAAGUGAAAUUGAAGGAAAACUAGAGAAAGGAGGCUUGCCAGAUUGUCUAGAUGAUGAUAUUAUUCCAAACACUGCAAGUGAAAUUGGAGCAGAAGCACAGAUCAGGUUUCUUAAGGCAAAGUUACGUGUUAUACAGGAAGAGCUGGAUAGUGUCAUGUGUGAAUGCAGGAAAAAGGAUGAUGAAAAUCAGAAUUUAAAGUCUCAGCUUAAAGAUACUGAAGAAGAAAGGACGAGGCUGCAACGAAAGAUCAGCGUGCUGCAGUCUCAGACUGAGAAGUUCAAGAUCUUAUCACAAGAAGCAAGGAAAAAAAGCGAGGGAUUACAGCAAGAGGUCGUUGCACUAGGAAAGGAAUUAGAGAAUUUAAAGCGUGUACAAAAGCAAGCUGCAAGCAGUCAGAGUGCAACAGAGGUUCGCUUAAAUAGGGCCCUGGAAGAAGCAGAAAGGCAUAAAGUGGAGCUGAACAAACUGAAGCAAAGUAACAAGGAUGUAGCUAACCAAGAACUCAAAACAAUUGAAGAAUUAAAAGCAGAAAACAAGAAACUGCAGAAACAAAAAGGAGAACUAAUAACGGGUUUCAAAAAGCAGCUGAAAUUAAUUGAUAUUUUAAAGAGACAAAAGAUGCACAUUGAAGCUGCUAGGAUGCUUUCUUUUACUGAAGAGGAAUUCAUGAAAGCUCUUCAGUGGGGAAAUGACUGAUUCAAACUUGUUUGAAAUACAGAACAGACGGCACGUUGUUUUGGCACUAGAAGUGUUUGUUAAUAGUUAACAAAUAUAUCACAGUGAAUGGAUUUUGUUGAUUUUGCUCAUGUUGAAAUCAUUUCACUUUUAAAAGCCUGAUAGGGUGCUUUGGAAUGUCACUUGCAAUACAGAUUUCCUGUGAAGUCCCGAGCCCAGCUGCCCGUUCUGUAACGAGCCAAGAGGCACAGAAUGCAGGUGAACUUUGUUGUCUGUUCGUUCUGUGUUAGUGUUCCAAACUGCUGGAUAAGGUCAUGUUCAGUCUGAAGAGAAGCCAGAAUGACUAUAAUCUGAUACAGCUUAUUGUUUAAAGUUCCUGCUUUACUUAGGCAAGGUAAACGGUGGUCACUAGAUGCUGGUAAUAGAUACAAUCAGGAGCAGUGGCUCCAUAUCACAGGUGCUCUCCAGGCUUUAGCUUCUUGAAUAUUUUAUUAUCUCAUCAUUAUAACCAAGUACUAGAUAAAAAUGUGGGUGCAGAUGAGCCAAGCCUGUGACAUACACUAAUGAACUAGAGUAAUAAGAGCACAUGCCGGUUGAUGAAGCUUUGUUAAACCUCAGCUAUUUCAGUGGAUUGCUCCCUCAGAGUGAUUUAGUAGGAACCUGACACACAAAGAGUUUAUGUGCUGAAGUGAGGUUAUUAGCAAUGCCUCCGACCUCUAAGUGACAAUUAUGUCUCAGAUCCUACUAGAGGAGUCAUGUGAGCUAGCGGUGGAACAGAUAAUCCAGACCUACCAUCAAUGAUUUACAUUAUCUACAUUUAGAUUAGUAAUUUAAUAGUAUAAUGCAAAUGUAGAUACUUCUUUAGCUUACAAACAGAAAUAGUGUAUUAAGAUAAUCAUAUAGUCCACUGUGUGAUACACAUCUGAACUUAACUACCUUGGGUUUCUGUAGUGUGGCUGAAGAAAAUAUUUUUAAACAUUGCAUCGUCACUCACCCAGUUGCAUUAUGUAGCUGAUAGAUUAUUGAGAAAACCGUAACAAACAGUUUAUUGCUGAAAAAUUUAAGUGUAUUUAAAUAAGAUGAGCCAUUCAUCAGAUCAGAACUCCAGUCUUAAAAUGGAGACUUUAUGAGAAUAAAAAAGUUCCUUGCUGUUAACAGCAAAUGGAAAUUUUCUUCAGCCAUCAGAUGACACCUAGUGGCAAAGCAGUAGGGCAGACAGAGGAAAUUUCAGCUCUCUUCAGAAGAUGGAUUACCUCUUCUCUUCUGAUAAGCCAACCUAAAUUCCUCACCGAGCAUGUUAAUAUCAUCUUCACCUUUGAGUACUCCCUGGAGAAAGAAGCGCCAUAGAAGAUAAAAAGAAAUUAGAGAUAAUUACGGGUCUCUGAAUUUUUUUAAAUGGAAAUGAAUGUAAUAGCUUAUACCCUCAGAACGUGUGUUACCUUUAAAAAAAAAAUAGCUCUGAAAGCCAUCACCAGAAUUCAAGGGAUGAGUUUCUAAUUGCUGUACUUGGUGCUAACCAAGAACUGCGAUUUUUGUUCAGGCAAAUUAGGAUGAGAAUCCAGUAAAGACUGUCACAUAAGCACUAUACAAAAGACAACAUUUAUCUGCACUGUGUUUCUAAUAGAAGCGAUUAGAGGCAGCUGAACACAUCUGCAGGUUUAGCAAAGUCAAGAACCUGCACUGACAAGAGGCACUAGCUCAGGUGGGGCUUCAUCUGCACCUUCAGGUGUGCUGAAAUUGCAGUCGUAUUGGAGACCUCAGAACUAGGUAGAACUUUCCUAUCAGUCCAUGUUGAGUGAAGUCCUGUGGAACGUGCCACUCUGUUCAGGCAGCAGUAAAGCAGAGAAAGAACAGUAGGACAUCAAUACCACGGGACAGAUACGAGCCUUGGACACCUGUAACAGCCAAGGCUUCUUAGAGCAGCCAGUUCAAACCAGAAAAUGACAUCCAAAGUAGUGCCCAUCUGUGUUACGCUUUAAUUGCAUCUUCACUGGAAAUGAGCUCUCUGAAUCUCUACUUCCAAAUGUUACCAAUUCAUGCACACAACGAGUGUACUAAUUAUUUGAUUAAAAAUAAAAUUUGCUAUGUUUACAAUAUUUCAGUACUGCAGAAAAUAAUUUCUUUAGACAUCUGAGUAACUCCCUCCCUCCUCAAAUUGCAUCUUUACGUCCUAAAAGCAGCUCUCUGUUCAUUUGUAUACUAUCAGGUGAUCUUCAUGAUGAUGAAAUGUAAUAUAAAAUAAAUUGUACUUUAUUCAUGUUA
Messenger RNA from Numida meleagris (helmeted guineafowl), 3697 nucleotides. It is a transcript of the gene TEX9, whose product is annotated as testis expressed 9. Lineage: Eukaryota; Metazoa; Chordata; Aves; Galliformes; Numididae. The record is from RefSeq and is a predicted model, not a curated record.